This is a messenger RNA of Mustela erminea (ermine), 10967 nucleotides long. It is a transcript of the gene KLF12, whose product is annotated as Kruppel like factor 12. The coding region runs from base 1085 to 2323 and encodes 412 amino acids. NCBI's taxonomy places the organism in Eukaryota, Metazoa, Chordata, Mammalia, Carnivora, Mustelidae. Gene Ontology annotation, biological process: regulation of transcription by RNA polymerase II. The transcript is spliced from 10 exons. Gene Ontology annotation, molecular function: DNA-binding transcription factor activity, RNA polymerase II-specific; RNA polymerase II cis-regulatory region sequence-specific DNA binding. The record is from RefSeq and is a predicted model, not a curated record.
CCGGCUCCGCCCACACCUUUCCAAGUUAGCUGGCGGGUGAGCCGCGGGGACGGCUCGGGCGCCCGGCCCCCUCCCUGCACGCCCCCACCCGGGCCGGAGCGGGGAGGGGGCGGGCGGCCGAGCGGGCUCCGCGCUCUGUUUGCCUCCGAAUUCUCUUCCUAAGGCUGCCUUGCGCGCUCUGACACAAAAGAGGGGACUUUCUCGCGGCUCAGCGCGAGUCCUCGCCUGGCGAGUUGCAAUCCGGGGGCUCCACCCGCCGCGAGGCCCCGCGGGCCCCCCUCGGCCGGCGGCUCCCAAAGCUCCGUUGGCCAUGUGUAGGUUAUUUUGGGUGCCGCAGCAAGGUGGUGCAGGUGAAAGGGAAGCUCGGCCGAGGCCGGAGGCCGGGGGGCGGGGGCAGGGGUGGGGCGGGGUGGGGCGGGGUGGAGGCUCCGCGGACCCACCCCCCAGCCCGGCGGCCCGGGCGGCGAGGCGAGGGCCGGGCAGUGGGUGUUGCCUUCUACCUCUGCGAGCGGGGAGGGGUUAGUUUCCCACAGGGGAUUUCAACCAUCACACUCUGAGCCCGCCUCCUAAUCCUCGGGCGGAGCGGCUCGGGGGCCCCAUUUUAUGGCAAUAAAGCGACUUAGCGCCUGCUGAGCGAGCCCCUCCCCGCCGCCGCCCCCGCCCUCGGCCCCACCCCGGGGCUCGCCCGCAGCGGCGGGGCUUUGUUUCUGGGGAGGAGGACCCGGAGCUCUUUUGUUUGGGGGUUUGGUGUUUUCACCCCCCCCACCUCACCUCACCCCACCCCACCCCACCCCCCCGCGCCUCUCCGGUUUCCUGAGCUGCGGGCUGCAAGGGAGGAGAAGCGGCGUCUUGCAACCCCCUCGGCUGGGCCCCGGGGUAAUUCGAUGCGGGCCUGGCGAGGCUCCCCACGCUAGACCGGGGCUCGCGUCUCGGCAGCCUCCACCCACCGGCCCACCCUACAUUUAGCGCAUCAUGUGAUCCGGGAUCAAUGUGACUCUAGAGACAAAUGGAUGAAUGAAUAUCCAUAUGAAGAGGAAAACAAUAAAGAAUAUCAACACCUUUGAGAACAGAAUGUUAAUGCUUGAUGGGAUGCCGUCAGUCAGAGUCAAAACCGAGCUUUUGGAAUCUGAACAAGGGGACUAAAAGGCGGGAUUCGAUCUUCUUUGGGUGCUGUCAAAUGUUCUACCUCUCCCUACAGGACAGUCCAUUGGAUUGCACAUGGUUAAAGUCUAUUGAAUCUCCAAACGUCCACAACUACCCCGAUAUGGAAGCUGUUCCCCUGUUGCUAAAUAAUGUGAAAGGGGAGCCCGCGGAGGACUCGUUAUCUGUAGAUCACUUCCAAACACAAACUGAGCCAGUGGACUUGUCAAUCAACAAAGCCAGGACAUCCCCCACCGCCGUGUCAUCCUCCCCGGUUUCCAUGACAGCGUCCGCCUCCUCACCUUCUUCAACUUCAACCUCUUCAUCGUCGUCUAGUCGUCCAGCCUCCUCCCCGACCGUUAUCACAUCAGUAUCUUCAGCAUCAUCUUCGUCAACAGUAUUAACUCCAGGGCCCCUUGUAGCCUCCGCGUCUGGGGUGGGAGGCCAGCAGUUUUUGCACAUCAUCCAUCCUGUCCCGCCUUCAAGUCCCAUGAAUUUACAGUCUAACAAACUGAGUCACGUUCACCGCAUCCCCGUGGUGGUCCAGUCGGUGCCUGUUGUCUACACAGCUGUGCGGUCACCUGGAAAUGUGAACAACACUAUCGUAGUGCCGCUUUUGGAGGAUGGGAGAAGCCAUGGCAAAGCACAAAUGGACCCCCGAGGCCUAUCUCCCAGACAGAGUAAAAGUGACAGUGACGAUGAUGACCUGCCAAAUGUGACCUUAGAUAGCGUUAAUGAGACUGGAUCUACGGCCCUUUCCAUAGCCAGAGCAGUACAAGAGGUACAUCCGUCCCCAGUAUCAAGGGUCCGGGGAAAUCGAAUGAAUAAUCAGAAGUUUGCUUGUUCAAUCUCACCGUUUAGUAUUGAGAGCACAAGACGCCAGAGACGGUCUGAAUCCCCAGACUCCAGAAAACGGCGUAUCCACAGAUGUGAUUUUGAGGGAUGCAACAAAGUAUACACAAAAAGUUCUCACCUGAAGGCUCACCGAAGGACACAUACAGGAGAGAAACCCUACAAGUGUACCUGGGAAGGCUGCACCUGGAAGUUCGCUCGCUCCGACGAGCUGACAAGGCAUUACCGCAAACACACGGGCGUGAAGCCGUUCAAGUGCGCGGACUGUGAUCGCAGCUUCUCCCGGUCAGACCACCUGGCCCUGCACCGCCGGAGGCACAUGCUGGUGUGAGGAGUGCUUCCCGUCCAGCUGAGCGUAAGAGCUGGGUCUCUUAGCGGCACCCCAUUCAGCAGGGCUGAAUCCCCUCCACAGUGUUAACGCAAAAGGGCGUCACCAUCCCACGAUGUCUGAAACCAGAGCAGGAACAAGAAGGAACCCUUCUCCUUUUCGGUCUGAAGGUAACCCCCAUCGCGACUGCACGAGAAACGUCUUCACGCUGGCCUGGGAGAUCCGUGACACAAACGCUGAAGAGACAGGCACUGUUUCCCCGUGCCGUGUACUCUGCCGUUUCAAGAUGUUUGUAGCUUGUACGUUUUCUGAGCUGUCAGACGUUUUGUUAUCGAUCCCUUAAAGGUCACCUAUCACCAGCCGAUGGCUAGAGCAGGACCUUUCAGAUUGGGAUUCUUCUCCCGCACCACCCCCCCCUCACCCUGCCCCCUUCUUUUUACUGAAGUUUUAGUUCCUGUCUCAGUAAGCUAGAACACACAUCCAGUCUGUUUCCAGCGAGCAGCAUGAAAGUAGAGAAGAAGCAGCCUGUUGGAGAGUUCCAUGACCUGAAAAGAAAGGGGCACUCAGGCGGCCCUUGGCAGUCGCGCCACCCGCCACUUGUCCUUAGGCCAUGCCCUGAAGAGAAACCGACAUUGAAUCUUUCAUUUGUUUGUCGUUGAUUGUUUCUGUUUUGUUUCGAUUCCGUUCUGUUCAUCUGUCGGAGCAGAGGGGCAGCGACAUUUCAGGUGGAGCUAGUGCCAGCGUCUGCCCUGGCGUGGACCGGCACCGAGGUGUUCUGUAGUUGAAUAGGAAGAGCCUGUCUUAAAAAAAAAAAAACAAAAAACAAACAAACAAAAAAAAAAACUACUGCCCCACUUCAAAUCGCAGUGUCCUGUCACCUAGGCAUCAUCUCUUCCUGCCCCUAGUAUUUGAUUACAAGGAAUCAGGGGGAAGGAAAAAAAAAAAAACUUUCUUAGACACACUGGCACCAAGGUAAGAGGUGGGGCUGCUCGGGCAAAGUCAGUGAACAUGAAAAAUCAGACAAAGCAGAGAUGGGAUAAAGCGCCUCUUGAGGAGAAAAGCAAUAAUGAAUAAAAGGACUUUCCUACAAUAACUUCACUGAGGACUCACGUUACCACAAUUUUCAUACUUACUAAAGGGAUUGUAAAAAACACCCCAGUGGUUUAGCGGUCUUGGUUACAGGGACAGCACUGAGGUAAUCUUUCUGCUAAUUUUGUUGUCCUGCUUGGUGGAAUACCACAAUUAAAGAUUAUGCUCCCCUUUUCUUGUUUGAAAACAGUUAUUUGGUGAACAGAAAGGCCAAGGAGGCAUAGCAGGGAAUUAACCCUUGGGUUAAGGGGUCAGUCCUCCUUGGAACCGAGUCAGUGGAAAGGGAGUGCUCCCCGAGGAAAGCCUAACAUGGUGCUAGUUUCCUCACUUGGAGAGCCAAGGCUAAGUGACUCUCCAUUAGGUUCUUCUAUACAGAUUUCAUUUUCUAAACUGUAUCAGACCCCAGGGGUUCUGCGUUGACACAGACAGGGAUGUUGAACCCACUCAUUCCGUGCUGAGGGUGAGGGGAGAUGACAGUCCCGUCAACCCCCUAAAAUUAUGAGCCUUUCUUGCGACUAGUGCAGUAUACAGUAAACAAAGCAAUACAUCACCAACAAGCAUUCUUUCAGAAAAAUUAUCAUAUUUUUUUUUCCCCACUAAAAGCUGUUCUUCUUUCAGCUGUACGUGGCUAAGGGGCUUGGUGACUUUUUCUGUUAUUGUUGUUGUCGUUGUUGUUAAGAUUUUUUAUAGCUUAGAUAUAAAAGUUUGCCAGCAUAGACCUUUGCAAUGUAUUUUAAUUACAAACACUUGAUUUGGGGAAUUGCACAAAUUAACCUCACAAUAUUCCUAGAUCGUUUUUAAAAUGUUUGAACAUUCUGAAAUAAUUUCCUGUGGCAGAACUGUCCUUUUUAGGAUCAUCCCCUAAUUCAGAGAAUCUUAUUCUGACGAAGCAAGGAACGAUAAAUCAUUGAAACAAGGACAAUUCAUGUUGGAUGGUAUUAAAAGGAAUUGUUUUAAAUGUUCAAGCAACAGCAUAAUGAUGUUCAGGUCAAAUUCUAUCUUCAAAACUAUGUGCUCUGCAUUUUCUGCCAGGUCUGGAAAACUCAUCAGGCAAUUUCCCUCGAACAAGGGCUUCGAGUCUAUUGAUAAAUAACUUUUUUUGCUACAUAAUCUAUUACCCACCAAGCACUGUUUUUUUGUGUGUGGUUUUUUUGUUUUGUUUUGUUUUUGUUUUUUUUGCCUUUUGUUUUGGGGGGGUUUUUGUUUUGUUUUGUUUUCUUUGGUUUUUUGGUUUUUUGGGUUUUUUUUUUUUUGUUUUUUUACCAACUGGAAAGUUUUUUUAUCUGUACUGUAUACAAUUCCUACUUCUUAUUGCCUGUGACCAUUUUGGGUAGAAAAAGAUCUCUUGCUGCAUUCUAGCACUGGUUCCUGGUCAUUGGCAAAGUACACGGAGAGUGGCCAACACAGCCAAGCCACCCUCGCUUUUCCUGGUCCUGGAACCUGGCUGGCAGUCAGUAGGUGAAUCGCCCAGCAGCGGUAUAGACUUGACUCCAUUCUGCCUGCUCUCAGAGGAUGGGCCGAUCUCUUCUGUGCAAAGAGAUGUCUUGAGAGUGUCACAGGUAGAAAUGGUUUUUAGAAUUCAUAGAACUGACAGGCAGUGGGAGUUUCCUGAGUGACGGCUUGAUUUAAAUUUAGCACAGAGCUAAAUGGGCUGCUCCUCUCUGAUCACAUAGGAAGGGUUCAGGGAAGUGAGCUUUUUCUCCUCACCCUCUGAGAGUGGAAAUCAGACCGAGAUGGUAAGUUUACCGCUGAAACUGUCGGCGUUCUGCCAUCUCCCAACCCCCCUCCGCCCCCUUGACACGCUCGAUACUUCUAAAGAGGGAUCCAAGCACAAACAGUGAGUGAGUGAGUUGCUGAUCUCACCCCAGGACUGGAACUUCCCCAGGGCUCGUCCUGGAACAGAACAAAUUCUCCCUGGUGAGUUUUCUACUAAUGUUUCCCCUCGGAAAGGAAAGCGGUUGGGGAGAGAAGGAAUUGGGUUUUCAGGUAGGAGUAUCUUCAGACGUGGAGAAGCCUCCUCAUUUCAUCUGUGUCCAUCCUAGCCUCUUUUAGAAAAGCACAGUAGGAGAUGAUGAACACCAGAAAAGGCACAGAAUCCACAGGACUUGUCCAUCCCCUAACUAGAAGCAUUCUUUGGUUUUAACUCUGGAGCUGUUCAGUUCGCAGUUGGACAUGGGCGCGUGUUUGAGGACUUCUCCGCAGAUGGCCGUGGUGGCUUGAGAAGCUGCAGGAGGCCUGGAGGUCUCUGUGCGUCGUAGAGAUGGAGUUCAAGGCAGUUAACGUUCUUUGAAAAAUUACAGGUUACCCUGAGGUUCUAACAGAUUCCCUCCCCGUAUUCUGACCUUAAGUUGUUAGGAAGCAGCCUCACGCUUCCCCAUCGGCCUCUGGCCUCAUCCUGUCAGUUAUGUGUGGACUCCAGGAAGCCUUCUUGAUGGCUUGUCUUAAGUUCUAUUAAGACGUUUAGACUAAACUUCCUAAUGGCUUUCCCAUAAGGAGUAUCCUACUUACUGCCUGCCGUCCCUUCGACAAAACACUAUAGGACAUUUAUUUUCAAAAGCAGUGGAGCAACAGUAAUACAAACUGCAUUUUUAAAAAGAGCACUUUUUAUUCACUUGAGAGUUUAAGUGGAAAAUAGGAAGAGGAUCGUGAGGGGAAAGAACUUAUAAGAUGCUACAGUGUUUACAAAUUGCCAGUUCUAGGGGAUUAGAAAGGCCAUUCUCCUUGUGGUUGAAAUUUGGAAUAGCUUAUACAAAGAUUGUUUUCCCUUUUAUACACCUUUUUUUUUUUUAACUUCAAAUUUUGCCACUUGUGUUUUAAACGUAAAUAUAAUUCUGCACUUUGAAAUCAGUUCAUUUGAACGGUGACAUGUAUAUGGAUAAAGAUGCAGUAUUCCUUAUUCUGUACUUUAUUUAUUAUACGUACCAAAGCUGCCAUUGAAUAAAUCCGGUGAGGUGAGGCCUUCAGAUAUACUAACUAAUCGCCUUUGUCCUGUUGUUAUGACUGCUUAGAAAUGUGGCCACGAUGUUGUUAUAAAGGUGUCCUCACACAACGAGGACGGACAGAGUUUCAGCAGUGUUCAGAAUGCCAGCACCCACGACACGCUGAGUUUUCACAUGAGGGACUGAGCGGGAGAGAAUUCCCACGGAUCACAUUAGGCCCCGGAAGCCUUAAUACUCAUAGUCCAUAGCCCAGCCUCUGCUUCCGCUCUGCACUCACGCCUGUACAUGGAGGAGGUAAAUGUCUUCUCUAACUUCAUUGCCCAGAUCUCUUCCUUCAGUUUUUCCGAGGUAGGGCAUCUCAUUAAAACUAGUCUUUCCAUUUGAUUUGGUCUCAUCUAGGAAAGGGGUUUGGUAAGUCGUGUCUUCCGUAUGUAUUUCUGCUUGUCCCCACACUGCGUUCCACUUACCCAUACAGGCACCCCCAACACACACGCCAGCACACACACGGCAGCCAGUGGGCCAGCAAAUAUCAACAAAGAACUUUUUUUAAAAGAAUGAAUUUGUAAUAAUCCAUGCUGUCUAGAGAUGUAAGUUAUUUACCUUAUUAGGGAAUCAGCUUAUGAUGCUAUAUAUGACUUUGCCUGCAUUUUAUAGUUAAGAGGUGUACAUAAAAAUUUAAAAAUGCUAUAUUUUCACAGCUUCAUUAUAGAGUAAUGUCUGUUUAGCGACCCAUGUCCAUUGGUACUUUAUGCUGAAUACUGUGCAGUUGCAAUAGAAAUUCAGAUUUUCGUAAGAAAAUGAAAUAGGAGGAUACUGCAUCUUUAAAAAAAAUAGAGUGAAAAUAUUUUGCUGUAUUCGUAAACAUAUGUGAUAGUGGAAAAGUAUUUUCAAACUCGCAAAUUUUACAGAGGUUGUAAAUAGUUUGAUGAAGUAUGUUGGGAAAAAAAAAAAGAGCUUCUAGUUUUCAUCACAAUAAAAAAAAAAAGAAACUUGUUCAGAUAUGCCUUGUAUAUCUUACAAUUAGCAAUAUUGCCAUGGGAACUCUGUUCUCCUUUGGCAGAGCACAUUCCUUGUGCUCUGACAAAAUGGAGUGGCCACUCGUCUCCAUUUAGCCAGGAUGGUUUAAAACACAAUGAAGUCAUUUUAAGUUGCAAACAACUGAUUCCAAAUUCAAAAUGUCUUUGCCUGGAAAGGGGGAAAUAGCUGCAUCGGAUUUUACUUGUGCUAAAGAGAAGCUUCUAGCAAUUGUUCUCUUUUCUCCAUUAUCUUCCUCCUCGAUGAACUAGUUCUUCACGGACUGAGCCACCCAGGCUCCCCUUUUGAACUAGUUCUUGACGAGAACGGAAAACAAAACAACGGUGAGGUGUUUAUUCUUGUUUAAUUGCAGAGGGAAUGAAGAGUUUGAAGAGUAGCUACAUGUUGACAAGAUGAAGAGCUAUGGUUAUGGCCACAUGUUAAAUGAAUCUACACUGGCAAUAGGAAUAAGCUAAUGCCCAUUUUCAGAAAUGAAUUAAAAGCUGAAAGUGCCUGUCAAUAGACAUUAUGACCAAUGAGAUAUUCCUAUACUUUUACACAGCAAUAAUUCUUCAUUACACUGGGUUUUUCCUCCACACUUGGGAAACACACACACACACACACACACACACACACACACCCCGACUAAAUAUAUGCACGUAGUAAACUGAAUAUGUUCGCAUAAUCACAAAAAUUCUUUUGUGAUUUUUAAAUAUUCCUAAUCUUGUUUAUGUUAGUAUUUCUUAAUUUAAUCUUACUUACAGAACAUAAGAAUGCAAAUCUGAAUGUUAAGGUUCUCCUCAACAUACAUUCUGGCAUAAGGCAAUUAUAAUUGUCAGAUAAAAACUUCACGGAUUUGCCCCAAACGUGCAAAGCACUGUGCGUGGCUCAAAAAAGCAUUGCUCAGUUAACAAAAGCCCGAUUUAUUUAGAGCAAAACACUAGAGAGAUUUGUUUGUUCUACUUUGUUUUGUCCACUAAUAUCAAAGGCACAGAUUCAUCUUUACAUUUCUUCAUUUCCUUUUUCCCUAAUAUUUGCUGUUAUCAUACAAGAACCAUUUUGGAAUGAAUAUCCACACCAUCAUUUCUCCCCUAAAAAGUCUACUGAAGACUGCUGACACUCGGUCAGCCUAGCUUUAACCAAGAUUUGGAGUUGGUCCGGGAAAUUACCAGAGUUCCGUUCAGAACUUCCCGACUUUUUCCUAUGAUUAUUUUACUUCUAGACGUGGAGUCAUGAAUAGAAAUAUACAAUGCAAUUAUACGAAUAGACAAGAACCCUGGAAAUGUCCAGCCUUACCAUCUCAGAGCACAAAUCCACCCAAACAAGCUAUUGAGGGCUACCAGUCAAAUUACAUUCUUUCAGAGCCAAACAUUUGAUAAAAGCAAUUUUUAAAAGUCUAACUGUGAUUAAACACUCAGGCUUUAGACAGUGAAGACCACCCUGAUAGGUAGUGAUCUACAUACCUCUCUAGAACCAGACCAUAGGUCUAGGAAAUCAUCAACCGUUUCCUCCUCUAAGUUUCAGAAAGAAGGAAAUGUGUCAGGAUAGGGUGUCAAAGAACGAAUGAAAUGUCAAAGGAAAGGUGCUGGGUUCUUUAAUCUCCCCAAAGUCAAGUCUUCUGGUUGGGCUGCUUUCUGCAAGGUGUCUAGAAGUACCAAGCGAGAAGGUCCAAAUUUCAGCAAACCUGCAAACAAUAGCUCUUCUUUCUUAAAGCCUUACUCUACACCAAGCAUUCACCUAGACCACUUUUGGACACAAUAACCCAUAGACAGGUCUAUAUUUCAUGGUUGGGAAAUGGAAGCACAGAGAGAGUUGGCUGAGUCGCCGGCAAACACAGAAACCCUGAACAGCAGAGUGGGAAGGUGAAGCCACAUACCUCUGGCUCUGCAGCCGGGGUUCUUCCCCCUGCACUACACUGCACCUGCCUUCCCAGCAGCCAUGUUGUCCUGUUUUUCACUGAAAUUGUUUUAUGGCCAGGUAGUCCUAUUUCCAAGUACAAGGCAGCACAUGAUAGGACAGUGGUAGGUAAGAUUGAAAUCAGUCCUUUCCUGGAAAGUCAUGCAUGAAGGAUCAUUGUAAACAAACAGCAAUGACCAGUCUCCCUGAACCUGUCACUUUCCUCCCAAAUGUUUGGCCUAGAGAUCCCAAAUCAUGAGCACUCUUCCGUAGUGGGUGGCAUGUUGCCAUAGUGGGUCUUCUCCAUUCCCCAUAUUUCUCUGUAGGCAUAGUAAAAACCUUUCCACCUGCAGACGUUCUAGAAUCUGCUCAAAUUGCAUUUGAAGUCUUCACCUCCUUCGAACGCAUAGUUACUGACAGAGCCCACUCUUGGUGGCUGUUUUUGGGGUGGCAAUCACAACCAUUUAGAUGCUGAGCAAUGAGAGAGAACGGAGAAUGCCUUUUCCGAUUUCUCACCUGACGGAACCACCUCAAAAUGUUUUAAAUAGUCUUAUGGAUAAUUUGAUUAUAGUAUUGUUGUUAGUUUAAUUGAAUUUUGUGUAAGAAGCUGUCCAACAUCAGAGGAGUCAACCCCCACCCCUUUUCAGUGUUACAAGCUCCCUGACACUAUUGAUUCAUGGAAAUACUAAUGGGCUUAGAAAACAUCAAGAGAAUGUCAUUUCUCAUGGUGUUUCUUUCUUCUGAAAAUGAAUCUCCUGAAUUAUGGUCUUUCUCCCUGCUCCUUGGCUAGGGAAGAGAUAAAACCUGUAUAAACAAAUUCCCUUCUAUGCUGAGAGCAAGUGUUCUGUGUGCACGAGCCGCCGCAGGAAGGGGCUCUCUUCCCCAUUAAUUGGGUUUCACAAGCAACAGUUUCUCAACAACCAAACCACAACUUGAAGUGAGUUGAAAGAGAUGGAUAGUGGCAAUAGUCACAUCAGGACUUUGUUUUUCUUUCUGGGUUUCAUCUCUAGAAAUUGUAAAUGUUUGAGACCACAGAGUCUGCCCUUUGUACAAAGCAAGAACCAGGGACUGGGUGAACACAAUCUUCCUUUUUCCAAAGUGGGCCCACCAAGACUUUGACAGAGAUUCAUUUUUGGGGAGAAAUGAGGGUGAAGAGGAGGAUAGGAUUUGAGUCAAAUUCUAGUCAAAAUGCUCAAGGAUUCAAAAAGUAAGACAUUUUAGGGACACACUAACAUCUUCCCUUUGCUAAUUUCAGGCUCCAAAGAUAGGCAUAAAACAUUACAAAGAAAUGCUUUUGCCUCACUUGUGUUUCUAGUUUUCCCAUUGCAGGAUUUUGUAAUUACAUUAGACAGCAAUAUAUAUUUUGUUCCUCAAACUUCAUUACUUUGGAUGGGUAUUGUUGAACUGGGGCACUGGUGCCUAUAUUCAAGGCUCUUUCCUAUCAACUUGUCUGUCUGCAAUUUGUUGUGUUUAAAAAUCCAUUUUUUAAAAAAAUCACCAUCUCCCCCCCAUCCCCCGCCCAUGGAACGGUGGCUGUAUUGUUUCGUCCAUGUCUAUGUGGGACACAUUGCAUCAUUGGCAAACCAGCUCUCUGUGGAUGCGAGAUCACUACUUCCAAAACCAGCUUGAAAACAUCGUCUUAUGUAUUAUGUCAUCCUACAUCAUAAUGCAAUUAUGUGUAUCAUAACAUGCUCAUUUAAAAAAAAAAA